Messenger RNA from Gossypium raimondii (Peruvian cotton), 2366 nucleotides. Its product is annotated as probable disease resistance protein At4g27220. The coding region runs from base 1166 to 2209 and encodes 347 amino acids. The record is from RefSeq and is a predicted model, not a curated record. Gene Ontology annotation, molecular function: ADP binding. The transcript has 3 exons. Lineage: Eukaryota; Viridiplantae; Streptophyta; Magnoliopsida; Malvales; Malvaceae.
CUAAGACUGAAACUUGCUUUCCUCGUAUCUUCCUAGAAAAAGUAUUUCCUUUGUUGUAUCAAUGGCUUUCGCACCUGUUUCCUUGGUGUCGUAGGUGAUUCAAGGGCAGGCAUAGAAAACCCACUGGAGUGGCUCUUUUCUAGCAGUUUGGCAUCAUAAUAUCAGGAGCCUCCUAAACUGCAACAUACUAUGCUCGCAAUUACUUAUGUUGCCAUUUUCAGGGGGAAAGUAAGUUUAGGUGAGUGAGAGGCAGCUUGACAAAACCCUUUGGAGUGGCUCUCUUCUACCAGUUCCCCAUCAUAUUAUCAGCAACAUCUUUUGCUUGCUUUCCUCAUUUGUGGUCAUCAUCACCCAUCCAACAAGUUAGUCAGAAAGGUAUUUAUUGAAUUUCACCUUUUUUAUUGUUCUUUCAAGUCUCAUAAACUGCAACAAACUUGGUUCCUUUUCAUGCUUGCAAUGACAUAUAUUGCUUUUUGCUCCAUGCUCAUUAACUAUAUAUGUUGCCCACUUCAAAGGGUGAGUGUCAGUUAUUUUCAUAUACUAGGAAGAUCACAUUUAUGUAUAUAUCUGAAGACAUAUGUGUUAGAAUAUCGAAAAAUCAAGACUCUAUAACAGAGCUCACUAACUACAACUUGAUGCAAAUUGUUAAUGAUUGGUGUUCUAACUUGGUACAACUACAGUUCAUGUGCUUCCAAGAUCUCAUUAGGCACAUUUUACUAUAGAAGAGUAAAUGAAGGAGGAUUAUCCUAGCAUUGGAACUGAGAUUAGGAUUUGCUUUCUAAAGUAUAAUUUACAAAUUUGUAAUCUCCUAUUUCGGAGCUUAAUAACAGUAGGUAGAUAUUUUAGCAUGUUAACAUACUAUAAAAAUGACACUGAAACAACAAAAUCUGCUAUUGCAUUAAAAAUCGAGUAAUAACAAUUUAGAAUUCCUUAUGGUAAUUUUUUUGGAUUGACUCUAGAUAUCUAUUUUCUAUUAAUUUCAUUUCAUCAUUCGUGAGGGGAAAUUUCUUGAUUACAUCUUUAUAACUUCUAAAAGAUCUUGUGGAAUCUGUUCAGAAAAUGGCGUUAUUUUUUAGCCAUGUUUAGAUACAUACAGCUGACUAUGCAUUAUUAUUAUUUGGUUUCUAACAUAUUACAUGUUAUGAAGUACUCUUAACUGACAGCCAUGGACUUUGUUCUGACUAAGAUUGAUAAACAACUGGACAAUCACAGAAGCCUUGACCAGCAUCUGAAUGAGUUGAACAGGAAAGUAAUGGAAUUGAAUGGUGUGAGGGAAGAUACAGAUUCUAGAAUCAACGCAGAGCUGCAGCCAAGAAAGAAACUCAAGAGGGAGGUCCAGCUAUGGUUGGAAAACGUUGAAAGAAUCAAUGGCGAAGUUCAAAACCUUAAUGAACGAAUCGGUGAAAGCAGUACUCUUAGACGUGGAUUUCAUGCAGACGAUGUGUUAAGGAGGACAAGAGAAGUUGAGGAACUUAUUCAACAAGGCAAAUUUCAGGAAGGUUUGGUCGUUGACAAUCCUCAAUGGAUUGGACAGGUUUUGUCGACAAGAAGAUUAUCAGGUGAAGGUACAAAGGCCCGUAUGGAAGAGAUUUGGAAGUGCUUGAUGGAUGAUGAGGUUGAAAAGAUUGGAGUUUGGGGGAUGGGUGGUGUGGGGAAAACAAGUAUCAUGAAACUUAUAAACAAUCAACUCUUACAAGAGAGGGAGAAGUUCGAUAUUGUGAUUUGGAUCACUGCAUCCAAGGAGAUCAGUAUUGCUAAGCUACAGAAGGACAUUGCAAGUCAAAUUAAAGUAACUUUUUGUGGUGACGAAUGUGAAACAAGAAAGGCAGGGAUGCUGUUUGAAACAUUGUCUCGGAAGAGCAGAUUUGUGGUGAUCUUGGACGAUAUAUGGGAACCGGUUUCCCUUGAGAAGGUAGGAAUUCCUGAGCCAUCUACUGGGAUUAAAUUAGUGUUGACAACGCGAUCACUUGAGGUGUGCCAACAAAUGGGUUGUAGAGCAAUUAAAGUAAAGCCUUUGGUGGAAGAAGAGGCCUGGAACUUGUUCUCUGAGAAGGUGGGUCGGGAUAUUCUAAAUGUUACAGGGGUGAAACCAAUUGCAAAAAAGAUUGCUAAGCGUUGUGGGGGUUUGCCAUUGGGAGUAAUUACUGUAGCUUCUUCUAUGAAGGGUCAGAAACAAUUUUGGUUUUUUUUUUUUUUUGAAAAAAAUUAACUUAAAAGACAUGGGUUCCUGAGCCAAGCUUCAAUUUGAUAUUUUCAAUUUCAGAACAGCCCAGCCUAAUUUAUUAUUUAAUAAUUAAAAUUUAUAAUUUUUUAUUAAUAAAAAACUAAUAAGCGAAGGACACAUGCCUCCUUAAAUUCACUCUUAA